Messenger RNA from Aphanomyces invadans, 556 nucleotides. RefSeq lists its product as hypothetical. NCBI's taxonomy places the organism in Eukaryota, Oomycota, Saprolegniomycetes, Saprolegniales, Verrucalvaceae. The coding region runs from base 21 to 518 and encodes 165 amino acids. The transcript has a single exon. The record is from RefSeq and is a predicted model, not a curated record.
UCGCAGUCCCACCACGCCACAUGAUGUUCCAUCUCCCGACGUGCUACUUCAAGGGGUGUGCUCGCCCGACCGUCGAGGGCGCCAUCAAGUGCGAGUUUCACAAACAACGGUCGAUUUGCCUCGUCCAGGAUUGCCGGAACCAAGUCUUUGCGCGUAACCUGUGCGUCCGCCAUGGCGGCAAGAAAACGUGCGUGUAUGAAGGGUGCCACCAGAACGUUCGUCUGGGUAAUCUCUGUGGCAAGCACGGAGCCGGGUCCACCCGCAAGUUGUGCGUCGAAGACGGGUGCACCAAGUUUGCUCAAACCAAACAGCGGUGCUCGGCCCACGGUGGGGGGCAGCGCUGCAAACUCCCAGGCUGCUCCACCCACGCCCGUCGUGGAGGCUUUUGCACUCGCCACACAAACCAAGUCACCCGGCCCUCGCUCCGCGUCGCGGCCACCGCCAACAUCGCUCUCGACAAGUUUGCCGCGUACUCCAAGAUGAAUCUGCACGCCCUCCUCAACCCCGACUCCCCAUAGACGCUGUAAACAAAAUCCCAUAUUUAUCUUGCUCAAGA